Messenger RNA from Vigna unguiculata (cowpea), 1556 nucleotides. RefSeq lists its product as uncharacterized. Gene Ontology annotation, cellular component: chloroplast. The record is from RefSeq and is a predicted model, not a curated record. NCBI's taxonomy places the organism in Eukaryota, Viridiplantae, Streptophyta, Magnoliopsida, Fabales, Fabaceae.
UUGGAAUUGUAUGAUUGCACACACUGUUAAGAGCUACCUCUUCUAAAAUUGUGAUUAUUUAUGAAAGUAUUUCUACAGUAACAACCUUAACUGCAAACGCUUAACGUUGUUACUCCAUUGUAAAAGUGGCCAUCACUUACUCUACAUUUCAAAAACAGAAUCCAGAAAAAAAAAAUGAAACUUCCCACUUAGUUGUCGGAGAAGAAGUCAAAUUAGGACUCGCCUUUGUCUUUUUGCUCAUCUGGGUCUCGAGCUUUCUGAAGAAAAAUGCAGCCUCGUCCAUGCAAUUUGGUUAUGGCAAGCCCUACAUGGAAAAAGGGGCGCAUUGGGAUUUUGAGAUGUUGGGGAUUAUUAAUUAUCAAUGAAAUGGCAUCACUGGUAAGAAAUGCGUUAUCCUUUAUAGCGGGAAGAGACGGUUGGAGUGUGACACUGCCAACAAUGGUGUUGGCCUAUGCUGCUACGCUAUCUUCCACUCUAUCGUUUCAAAAUUCUGUUCCUUUCUCUUCUCAACGUUCAGGAACACCAUAUGGGUCCUCUUUCCCAUCAAGCAGAGAUAAUGGUUCUGUUGUUCCACCGCUUGUUGUUUGUCAUGCUAAGAAGAAACUCAGCUUUAUGGACCAAAUUCUCGAUUAUAUUGAAGGGGGUCCCAAAUUAAGGAAGUGGUAUGGUGCACCUGACAUCCUUGAAAAAGAUGCUACUGCCAUAGAAGAUGAUGAGGAUAACUAUCCGGAUGAGGUCAGGGAUGCAGUGCUGGUAACUGAUGGAGAUAGUGAGAUGGGUCAGAUGGUGAUACUGUCAUUGAUUGUUAAAAAAGCUCGAGUAAAGGCACUGGUGAAGGAUAAAAGGGUUGCACUUGAAGCCUUUGGAAGUUAUGUUGAGUCCCUGGCAGGAGAUACUAGUGACAAUCGGUUCGUGAAGAAAGCUCUCAGAGGAGUUCGCACAAUCAUAUGUCCAAAUGAGGGUUUUCUUUCUAACGUUGGGAGCCUUCAAGGAGUACAACAUGUAAUCCUCUUAUCUCAGUUGUCAGCUUAUAGCAGUAAAAGUGGCUUUCAAUCUAUGAUGAAAAGCAAUGCAAAGAAACUAGCUGAGCAAGAUGAAUCAGUUUUGAAAACCUCUGGAAUUCCUUACACCAUAAUCAGGACUGGUGCAUUACAAGACACACCUGGUGGGAAGCAAGGCUUUUCCUUUGAUCAGGGUUGUGCAGCUAGUGGAAGUAUCAGCAAAGAAGAUGCUGCCUUUGUUUGUGUAGCAGCCUUGGAUUGCACCCCACAAACUGGGUUCAUAUUUGAGGUGGCCAAUGGGGAUAACAAAGUUUCAGAUUGGAAAGACUGUUUAUCCACAUUGAUGGAGAAAGCAAAUAAGAAACUCCAGUGACUAUUGACUAUUUAAUUCAUUAUGUGCAGAGUGCUCUCAAAUGGGUUUGUAUUUCAUGGGGAAGGAAAGCCUUGUGCCUUAGAGGGAUACAAAUGGUUACUUUCAGCUGUGAUCACAUAUUUUAAUAACCAUUGUUGAUUGAAAGUUAAGAAAUUGGUGUUCUCUCCAAUAUUUAGUGCUGU